UAAGCCGAAAUAAAAUAAAAUAAAAAAAUAUUUCAAACUUUAUUCAUAUACAUUGGUCAGCCUCCUCAGUUAUACGUCUGCUUUGGAAAAAAAUCCACUGAAGUUUUUGAGUUAAUGAUUCAAAGCUUUGAAGAAUAUGUAAAAACCUUACAGCUAUACACUGGAUUUGGUGUGCUACUGUUCAAGUUCCAGCACUUUAAGGAACGUUCAGGAGUGACUAAUACACUAAUUUGUUUCCAGAGGUCACAAGGGCUGUCAUAAUUGACAGCUUUCUUUUCAAUCUCCUUACAGUUCAGAGUAUGAAAAAGUGGGAAAACUAUGCGACUUCCCAAGCAGGGAGGACGAAGAAUGGUAUUGGAAAGUGACUUUUCUGCUGCGCUCCGGAGUUUUCACACGUUCAAACUACAGACAACUGAAUAAACGCAAUAAAGACAUCUAAUUCUCCUAUAAAACGGUUAUACGUACCCUGACUAACUGGAAAACAAUAGAUCAUAACUUGAAUUAAAGAGGUGCUGUUCUUCAAAUAACGGGCUUGGGUUUCUUGAAAAGCUAUAGCGUACAAACUCCACCCUAGUCCACAUCUGCUUUUUAAAGCCUCCCCCUGGACUGCUCUUCCUUCAGCCUUGGCGCCUUCCCCGACAUACCCUCCGUAGUCUUCUCUAGUCCCCACCCUGGACGUCAGCCUCUGCACCUAGAGGCCAGUUUAGAGGGAAGACGGGCAAGAGGGGAGGGAGACAGGAGAGACAGAGCUAAAUGGUCAAUUCCUCCUUAACUCCGGGCCCCCUCGCGGGCCUCACCCCUCCUCGCGGGGGCUGAGAUUGGAGAGGAAGUGGGAAGGCUCCAAUCUGUUCCCCACUCCAGCGCCCUCAUGCCCCCACCCUUCUCCUCAGCUCGUGGCUUCGGCGCGCCUCGUCCCCGCCCCUCGCCCCGGGAGAGGAGCGGGCGGCGCGGGAGGGCUCGCGGAGAAAGGCCGGGAGCAGACGGCCUCCGCCCUACAGCCGCAUCCUCUGCAGCAGCGGCCCAUAGCCGCCCGCCUGCGGGCGAGCCAGGCCCGAGGGCAGCCCCAGAGACAGCGGUGGCCGGAUGCGCGGGCGCGUCACUUCCGGGCGGUGCAGCGGCGGCCGCUUGGAAGAUGGCUGCGCCCUGUGGCUCGGAGCUGCCCGCCAACUCGCCGCUAAAAAUCCCGAAGAUGGAGGUGCUCUCGCCGGCUUCUCCUGGUGGCCUGAGCGACGGAAAUCCAUCGCUGUCCGACCCUUCCACGCCUCGGGGUGCCUCCCCGCUCGGGCCAGGCAGUGCGGCGGGCUCGGGGGCAGCGGCGUCCGGGGGUCUCGGGCUGGGGCUGGGGGGCCGCAGCGCCGCCUCGUCCUCGGUCUCCUUCUCCCCUGGUGGCGGCGGUGGCGGGGCUGCGGCAGCCGCUGCCGCCGCCUGCCGGGGCAUGUCGUGGACGCCAGCCGAAACGAACGCGCUCAUCGCAGUGUGGGGCAACGAGCGGCUGGUGGAGGCGCGGUACCAGCAGCUGGAGGGAGCCGGCACGGUAUUCGGCAGCAAGGCCCCCGGGCCAGCCAUGUACGAUCGCGUGUCCCGGGCCCUGUCCGAGCUGGGCUACGAGCGGACCCCGUCUCAGUGCCGGGAGCGCAUCAAGCUGGUUCGAUGCCCAGAACUGAAUGCUGUGCUCCAGCUGUGGCCUCACCGGUGCUGAAUAGAGAGGAAGAGCCACCUUCAUAGCUUACAUGUGAUUCCUCUGCUUAUACAACCCAAUACUGGAUUUACUUACUUUGGCAAGAUAGCUGCAUUGUGCACUGUAUUUAAUGUUACGUGUACUGUAACUCUGGGUCUUUCUCUGCAUUACUGCCGUUAAACCCCCAAUCCUGCCAAUCUAAAGCCCCUGCCUUUGUUUACCUGACCCCCUCCCCCAUAGACUCCCUAUACAUUCAUCCACAAUGAAUGUCAUCUUUUUAUUCUCUCAUUUCCUUUUACUCUAAUCUUAAACUUGGCAAAACUUUCACUCUGUCCUAUAAAUUGUCAGUUGUCAGCCAUCUUAUUUUUUUCCUGCUUUGGUAAUGGGACAUCUUUCAAGUCUUUUCUCUGGUUCUUUUCCUUUGGUAGUCAUUAAGCACCUGGUGUGGUGUAUUUAGUAAGCAUUUACCUGGCAUUUCUUCCAAGUUAAGUACUCAUGAACUCCUGGUUUGACCACUUGAUCCAGGUAUUACCUGUGCUUUAGUUCUCCUGUCCAGAUUUUCUUGACUCCUCCUGACCUCUGUCCCUAUGCUUCGUUCAAGAUAUAGUAUUAUCUCACAGCUCUUCCUCCAGGGAGGAGACAGAAACUUAAUGUCAAUUUACCAGGGAAAUUUCUGAUAGUAAGCCAAAUUAUUAUUUUUAAUUGUGAAUAAUUUUUAAUAAUUUUAAGCAAAUUUCCCUAAGAUCUUAAUUUUUAGAAAAUUAUUAGAGCUUAAAUUACUAUAAAUUUCCAAGACCAGUAAGGUAAAGGAAGAAGGAAGAGAAGCAAGGUUUUUGUGUUGAAUAGGACGUGGCUCUCCAAGAAAGCCAAAUUAAGGUUCUUGUUGGAUUUGGUAGCUGUCUGAAAUGGGAGGUGAGACUUUGUUUUUCCUAGAUUCAGGGGCAUUAUUGUACUCUCAGAUUCAGAGUGUGUUUUUAAGUUGGUUUAUUCAGGAUCGUUGACACAUAUAGUCUUUUAGUUAUAUGCUUUGGUUAAUCAUUGAGAGUGUGGAAAACAUAACCUUUUUUGAUUUAUUAUGGGUGAUAAUAAUUGGAAGGUCUCCAUAGGUCCUUUUUAUCCAUCUCUAAAUUCUGUCAAGUUUUACUAAAUCCCAGUGUUUGUUAUAGUAGAACCAGUCAAGCUGAUGUUUGAGUUCUUGCUUUUUUUUUUCUUAGUUGAUGUGGGCUAUUUAAACAGCCUGUCCUUGAAUCUGUGGUCUUUACUGAACCCAGAAUUUACCUCUUAUGUGUAUUUAUAUCUUGAGAGAGUUAAAAUCAACUUGGAAAUCUUUUUAAUAUUAUUUUAAUACAUCAAAUUCCUAUCAUGGAUUUAUAAGUUACCAAACAUCUUUUCUUCUGAUAGAUAUUUUACAUAUCAAGAUAUUGCACCAUAAAAUGUAUUACAAAAGUACACUACAAAGUAAGAGAUGGCAAGAUCUGUUAGUCUCUUUUGAUGAAAUAUACAACACUUGUCUAUUCUCCCAUAUCUAUAACCAUUAGAUAUUACUAGUUUCCUUAUUCACAAUUAUACAAGCCAACUGAAAUUUUAAGCUCAAUUUUGUGGUUUCAAAGUGAGUAAAAGUCUGUGGUUUCCCACCAUGUAUAUUAUCAAACAUUGGUGGCUUUGCUUAUGCCUGUGUGUCAAUUCCUGAUAAAUGUGGCACCUUUCUUCAAAGGAACGUUAGUUUUAUUCCUCGAUUUCUGAAAUAACUCUCAGUGAAAGAGCCGAUAGGCUCUUUUAUGUGCUGAAGGCUUUUCUCUAGGCAGCCAGUAAAGGGUGAACAUUGGCAUGGUUUCCUUCUCCAUUUAUGGCCUUGGAAGGGUGAAAUGGACAUGGUUGGGACUCUCCAUUUACGGACCUUGGAGGAGUUGAAAACAGUGGUUGGGGUGUUGUUGGAGGCAGAAACUAGACAUUAUAAGAUAAAAAUAAAUUGUCAGGGGAUGUUUGCAAUUCAAAUUCCAAUCCCUGCAAGGAAGGCAGAGGGCACUGGGAAAGGGGAACAUGUAGAAAGUCAAAUGAGAUCUGCUGCAGGCAUUUGUCUCCUUCCAUUGGAAGGUUUGCCCGUGACACACGUUUCCCAAGUUCAUAUUUCUGGUUUGUUCUAGAAAGUUUUUUUUAUGUAGUUGUGGCUAUCCUUUACAAAGAGAAAGAAGAGAAACACUUUUAAAAAGAUUGUAUUAUUAGAAACCUCAGUUCUCUAAGGCAUCAUUUGAGCCCCCAGAAGAGAUCUCAAGAAAAGGAGAAUGAAGCAGGUGCUUUUGCAGAGGGUAGGCUGGCUGGCUUUAGGGUGGGAGACACUAAUAAUUGCUCUGUUUAUGUGUGAGGAAGAUCAUGUGUCAUGUUUUUAUUACUCUUUUUACCCAUCUGGAUUUCCGGCCUCAAGGGACAGAUUUACAAAAUAUUUGACAGAGUGUCUUAUAGAUUGUCAGCUGUGAUUUAAAGAUACUGAACUUCCAUGGAGGCUCUAUAAAGAUUAUGAAGAGGUGUUUUAGUUUGGUGAGAAUAGUUAAUAUUAUUGGCUUAUGGAAAGUAAUCUCAUAUUUAGGAGAAAUUUAGAGUCUGGCAAAUGCCUAUGAAUUAAGUUGGAGGUGAACUGGUUUUGCAUUGUUGAGUUAGAAAGUAUUGGGGAGGCAACAGGGAACAGGGUCUUGUCUCUCAAGAAGAUUCUGAGAGUGAAACCCAGUAAAGUAGAAAGGAGAGUAGAAGGAACAAAGGGAGGCAGAGAUGAUAUAGAGACUGAAUGCAGCUAAACUCAGUUUGGAAGCUGGGACUAAGUCCUUGGUCAGACAUACCACUAAACUCAGGAAACUGGGCUAACCAUCAGAAAUAAUGUGUUAGAAAUAAAAACCCUGAAAAAAACGGAAGAGUUGUACAAGGUAAAUUAACUAGGUUUUAUCUGUGGACUUGCAUGUUAUUUAUUUGCUGUGUGUUUUGUGGCAGAAAAAUAAGUGAAAUAAUACCCCUCCACCUUGCCCUUCCCCCAGAAAAGGAAUGAUGGGCCUGCCUUGUUGGUUUGUUUAGCUGGCGAUUUGAAUUGGUAGAAUAGAUUAGUAAAUUGUCAAGUUUUAGACAUAGGUAUUAGUGUACUAUUUCUUGAUAAUUGAUGUGUGAGACUGGGAAUUUGUAGCGUUACUGAUUUGACCUCUUUUAAAUUUUAGCAGCUUCUACAAAGAUUAAGUUAAGUUAGUAAGGAAUACAGACUAUGUAAGUAUGUUUUACUAGGUAAUUUGUUCAGGCAAUUGUUUUUACCCUGUAUUUCUUCUUAAUCAAGAGUAAGGAAGGUAUUCUUUGCUUUGGGAAAUUCUUCUUUCUGUCCUCCCUUCCCUCACUUUUUCCAAAUUCUGGGCACAAUAGCAGCUCUCUCUUUUCUGUGGCAGGUGUGCAUCCUAUUGGCUGGCUGGUAUUUCUUGUUUUUUUCCCCCCCUUAUUCUUUUUAAAUGGGGUGGGGGCAUAAAAGUAUGUGUAUGGGGUACAUGCAAUAAUGUUGUAAUGUUUCUUGUUGUUUAAUGGAUAAUUAAUUGCAAAAUAAUUGUUUGAAUUAUAACAUGUUUGAGUAAAUGCUAAAUUAGUAUUUUUUUUCUAAUAUAAUAAUGAAUUUGAAAUCUAGCAUUCCUGUAACAAUGUGUCUAUGUUUGUCUGUCUGUGUCUGUCUAAUAGUAAUUAAUAUCUGUGGUCCGUACCUGGAAGAGGAAGUACAGCUUUAAAGGAAUAACAAAAGACUUUGUGUCUUAGACCCUUCGCAGGUGUUACAGUCGGGUGAAAGAACAUGGUGUUGGGAAAAGAAAGAGCAGUUACACAUUUGAACAGUUGGAACAGGUGUUUGGUCAGGGAGGAUGGGAUGCUCAGCCCUGCCAGCCUGUACUUAUUAACAGUAGUGGCUUGUACCAGGAGCUGGAGUC
Messenger RNA from Microcebus murinus (gray mouse lemur), 5616 nucleotides. It is a transcript of the gene MSANTD2, whose product is annotated as Myb/SANT DNA binding domain containing 2. NCBI's taxonomy places the organism in Eukaryota, Metazoa, Chordata, Mammalia, Primates, Cheirogaleidae. The record is from RefSeq and is a predicted model, not a curated record.